This is a messenger RNA of Neocloeon triangulifer, 1070 nucleotides long. RefSeq names its product protein SREK1IP1-like. The coding region runs from base 163 to 603 and encodes 146 amino acids. The transcript is spliced from 2 exons. Gene Ontology annotation, molecular function: nucleic acid binding; zinc ion binding. The record is from RefSeq and is a predicted model, not a curated record. NCBI's taxonomy places the organism in Eukaryota, Metazoa, Arthropoda, Insecta, Ephemeroptera, Baetidae.
ACUCCUGCUUGCUUAUGUUUUGUUAUUAUUUCUGAUCUGAUAUUACUUGAAACGGACGACUUUCUGAACAAAAACUUCUUAUUUGUUCUAAGGUGGUGUUUCUUAUUCUCCCAAUAGGGAACUUAAGUUUCCUGACGCUAAAAUCAUCAAUUUUAUUUGAAAAUGAGUUUUGGAAACAAAGAAGGCGCCUUCCGAGCGGCUUGCAAGAAGUGCGGAUACGCUGGCCACUUAACUUUCCAGUGCAGAAACUUUCUGAAAGUUGACCCAAGCAAGGAGUUGGUCCUGGACGUGAGCAGCACCUCUUCUGACAGUGAGGACGAGUAUGUGACGCCGUUGACGGCUCUGAGACAGCAGGAAGUCGCUGCAGCCGGCGAGCACCAGCCGGACAAAAAGGUCAAAAAGAAAAAGAAGGAGAAGAAAUCUAAAGAAAAGAAGAAGAAAAAGAAAAGCAAGAAGAAGAGGCACAGGAGCAGUGAGAGUGACGACGAUUCGAGCAAUGACGAUCGACGCAACAGACACAGGUCAAGGUCUCCGUUGGACAGAAGGAAGCCGUCCUCUUCUGGACACAAAAGGAAAAGGCGGAGGAGCAGCAACAGUGACUGAUUGCAAUAUUUUUUCAUGAUUGCAUUUUAAAGGUUAAUUUUUAAUGAUUUGUAACCUUAAAGAAUUAAGGAUCUUAUAUAUAAUUUUUUUUUUGUAAUUUUUGCGUUUAUUUCUUCACGACUUUCACGAGGCACAUUUUUCUUUUUUCAUUAACAAGCCAUGCGAUGAGAUCAUAAUUUUACUACAAAUAACUAUUAUUGACGUAUUUUUUUCUGCAGAUAUCUUGUCGUAGACAAAAGAUUAAAUUCCACCAUUAUAAUAUAAGGUAUUAUUCUUUUUCAAUUAUAAUAAUAAAAAAAGAGGAUAAAGUCUAAAUUUUUAUAAUAUUAUGAUUUGCAUUUUAGAAUUGAUUUUGAAAUAUUUAUUCAAAACAUUAUUUUUAUUGCGUCACUGGUAUUUCAGCGUUUGUAAAGAACUGUUCGGAAUUGUUCAUAUUAAGAUUAACCUAAAAAUAAAUAUUUCUUAUU